Protopolystoma xenopodis is the source of this 267-nucleotide messenger RNA. The record is from the annotation of a GenBank genome assembly. Lineage: Eukaryota; Metazoa; Platyhelminthes; Monogenea; Polystomatidea; Polystomatidae.
AUGAACCCCUCUUGGCCUGGCCAAUGCGACUGUGAGACGGAGGCUGCAUUGGUUGCCAUGGUAUCAUAUGACGUUUUGGGCCCUUCCUUUGCGAGUAUCAUUUCCAGGGCCCGCCACUCACGUGGUCAACAGGGCAGGCCGACUUACUGUGGUCGCGACAAGACUGACAGACGAGAUCCAAAGGGAAAGUGGAACAUGCUUCGCCCCUCGAGGAGGCCGGCCUGCCGGGUCGGUACAGUUCAGCCUGGCAUAGUAAAGGCUUCAUAA